Messenger RNA from Lacerta agilis (Sand lizard), 711 nucleotides. RefSeq names its product golgin A7 (gene GOLGA7). The transcript is spliced from 6 exons. The coding region runs from base 104 to 517 and encodes 137 amino acids. NCBI's taxonomy places the organism in Eukaryota, Metazoa, Chordata, Lepidosauria, Squamata, Lacertidae. Gene Ontology annotation, cellular component: Golgi stack; palmitoyltransferase complex. The record is from RefSeq and is a predicted model, not a curated record. Gene Ontology annotation, biological process: peptidyl-L-cysteine S-palmitoylation; protein targeting to membrane; Golgi to plasma membrane protein transport.
GAGGGCGCUGCGCGCGCGACCCAAGCUGGCCGUGGAGGCGGAGGCUGCGUCGGCCGUGGCGGAGGGGCUCCGGCUCUGCCCACUGGCCAGUUCAAGUUGCGAAAUGAGGCCGCAGCAGCCGCCUGUUGGCAGCAAGGUCUUUGUCCAGCGGGACUACAGCAGUGGCACCAAAUGCCAGUUCCAGACCAAGUUUCCUACGGAAUUGGAGAAUCGAGUCGACAGGCAGCAGUUUGAAGAAACAGUGCGAACUCUAAACAAUCUUUAUGCAGAAGCAGAGAAGCUUGGGAGCCAAUCUUACCUUGAAGGGUGCCUGGCCUGCUUGACUGCCUACACUAUAUUCUUGUGCAUGGAAACACAUUAUGAAAAGGUUCUGAAGAAGAUUGCCAAGUAUAUUCAGGAACAGAAUGAGAAGAUCUAUGCCCCGCAGGGCAUCCUCCUGACGGACCCCAUUGAGAGAGGGCUCAGAGUUAUUGAAAUUACCAUUUAUGAAGACAGAGGUGUGAAUAGUGGGAGAUAAAUCCUGAUGUCCAAGGGUCCAGCUUUUGUUCCAGAAAGUUCCCCUACCUCCUCCGUCAUAACAUCAUUCCUUUCUUCUGCCGCCAACCCCAUGGUGCCAUCUACCACAAAGACUUAACUUCUCAAAAUCCUACUCCUUCACAGCAAAAUCCCAUGGACAGGAUAGCAUCCAUUUUGUGUCAUAUGGGUAAGCCA